AAUCAAAUUGACUUUCUUUUUAAUGGUGGACGUCCCGUCCGCUAAGAGUGUGUCCCUAGAAUUUAAGUAUUUAAAACAAUAAAAUGUCGUUAUCGACAACUCGUCCGCUCGUAAGCGUCUACAAUGAAAAGUCUGAAGAAGUCAAAGGGUCGAGCAUCGCUCUUCCCAUUGUCUUCAAGGCCCCAAUCAGGCCUGAUGUGGUCAAUUUUGUCCAUCAGCAAGUUUCCAUGAACCGUCGUCAACCUUACAGCGUAAGCGACAAAGCAGGACAUCAAACUUCUGCUGAAUCCUGGGGUACUGGACGUGCCGUCGCCCGUAUUCCCCGUGUCCGUGGUGGUGGUACCCAUCGUUCCGGACAGGGUGCUUUCGGCAACAUGUGUCGUGGUGGUCGUAUGUUCGCUCCCACCAAACCUUGGCGCCGUUGGCAAAGACGUGUAAACAUCAAUCAGCGUCGUUAUGCUUUGGCUUCAGCUAUUGCCGCCAGUGGCGUGCCAGCUUUGGUCAUGUCCAAAGGACACGUUGUUGAUCAAAUCCCUGAAUUGCCUCUGGUAGUUUCCGACAAAGUCCAGGAAUUGACCAAGACCAAACAAGCGGUUCAAUUUUUGAGACGGAUCAAGGCUUGGCCAGACAUCCAAAAGGUAUACAAAAGUCAACGUUUCCGUGCCGGUAAAGGUAAGAUGCGUAACAGGAGGAGAAUCCAACGUAAAGGGCCUUUGGUUGUCUACCAUCAAGAUCAAGGUCUUCGUAGAGCCUUCCGUAACAUUCCCGGAAUCGACUUAAUCAGUGUUGAAAAACUCAAUCUUUUGAAAUUGGCCCCUGGUGGUCAUGUUGGACGUUUUAUCAUUUGGACAGAAUCAGCUUUUGGAAAAUUGGACAAAGUUUUCGGCAGUAGUUCAGCUCAGAAAGGCAAUUUGCCUCAGACCAAAAUGGCCAACACUGAUCUUUCAAGAUUGUUGAAAUCUGACGAAAUCAAGGCUGUUUUGAGGAAACCACAGAAAAAGAUUGUUCGUCGUGUACGUCGUCUCAAUCCAUUGACCAACACCAAGGCUUUGGUCAGGCUCAAUCCAUUCGCCGCUGUAUUGAAAAGGGAGGCGAUUUUGUCGCAACAAAAGAGGGCAAAAUUGGCUGCAGCGCCUGCAGUCAAGAAGGCGCCUGUAGCCAAGAAGGUGCCUGUAGCCAAGAAAGCGCCUGCAGCCAAGAAAGCGCCUGCAGCCAAGAAGGCUUAAGAUUGUAACCUUAAUAAAAAUAUAUAAAAAAAUAUUAAAAUAAAUUGAGUAU
Messenger RNA from Ceutorhynchus assimilis (cabbage seed weevil), 1278 nucleotides. The record is from the annotation of a GenBank genome assembly. NCBI's taxonomy places the organism in Eukaryota, Metazoa, Arthropoda, Insecta, Coleoptera, Curculionidae.